CCAAGCAGCCUUGUGGUUCCUUCCAUCUCACCGUAGGAAGUUGACUUCGCGUUAGAACAUCCAUGGCUACCUUCCGUGCGCUGCGUACGGGGAGCAGAGGACGCGGACGAGGCUGGGCCGAGAGAGAUGCGUCCCGCGUUGCCAACCCGUCCCUUGCGGGGGAGGGUGCUAGUGGUAACGUAGCGGCUGGGAGCUCGCUAGCGGCUGAUACGGAGAAGCUUUAUUUCGAUAGCUACGCGAACCUGGGAAUUCACCAGGAGAUGAUUCAGGACGAGGAGCGCACGUGCGCGUACCGGGACGCGCUGAUGCGGCACGCGGAGCGCAUCCGCGGCAAGGUGGUGGUGGACGUGGGGUGCGGCACGGGCAUCCUCAGCAUCUUCGCCGCGCGGGCCGGCGCCCGGAAGGUGUAUGCCAUUGACGCCAGCGACAUCGCCAUCCAUGCACAGCAGGUGGUGCAGGCCAAUGGGCUGGCUGACGUCAUCACAGUCCUUCAUAAGAGAGUGGAGGAGGUGGAGCUAGAGGAGAAGGCGGAUGUGCUUGUAUCGGAAUGGAUGGGGUACAUGCUGCUCUACGAGACAAUGCUGCCUGCUGUCAUAACGGCUAGGGAUCGCCUGUUGAAGCCAGGAGGCCUCAUCCUGCCAUCGCAUGCCACCCUGUUCAUUGCGCCUGUGUCGUGUGAAGACAGGUUCGAAGACGGCACGGCGUUCUGGCGCGAUGUGCACGGCAUAGACAUGUCCGCGUUGGUGCCCCUGGCGAAGCGGUGCUACUUCUCGGACCCGUGUGUGGAGAGCAUCACUGCGGAGCACGUGCUGGGGGACCCCGCUGUGGUGAAGCGCAUAGACUGUGCGACGGUCACAGAGGAGGACCUGCAACUUGUUCAGGCUGAUUUCUCCUCCAAGUCCAUGAUAGUGUCGCCGCUCACCGGCUUUGCCUUCUGGUUCUCGGUGGAGUUCAACGACCAUCCCACCACACUCCCUUCGCACAACCAUGCUCAACCACCCGCCGCCUCUCCUGCUGCUGCCACUCCUGCUGCUGCUGUUACUGAGAUUGACGGUGCUGCUGUGGCGGCAGCAGCGGCAGCGGCUGGGACGGCCGGGGCAUGUGGGGUGGGUGGGGAAGGUGGGGCGGGUGAGACUGCAGAUGCGAUGGUGACGGACAGUGUGGUGCUCUCCACGGCACCGGAGGACCCGCCAACACAUUGGAUGCAGACAGUGCUCUAUGUGGGAGAGAUGUACCCCGUACACCAGGAUGACGUCAUCAGCGGCCAUGUCUCCAUUGCUCCCAAUAAGGAGUGCAACCGCUUCCUCGAUAUUGAUCUGUCUUACAAAACUCCCACCACCACUGGUUCCAAGACCUUCAUCAUGCGCUGAAUGGUACCAAUUCGAUCAUCGAGGGACGUACAUGUAUCACACCCUUAUUUUCACAAGAAUUCCUAUCAGCAAUAAACUUAUGAGAAUGAAUUGUGUCAUAACUUCGCUUUGUGGCAUCACAAUGACGACUUAUCUCGACAUUUUUGUGUAAGAGUA
Molecule: messenger RNA, 1526 nt
Organism: Closterium sp. NIES-67
Lineage: Eukaryota; Viridiplantae; Streptophyta; Zygnematophyceae; Desmidiales; Closteriaceae
Source: the annotation of a GenBank genome assembly